Lagenorhynchus albirostris (white-beaked dolphin) is the source of this 258-nucleotide messenger RNA. Its product is annotated as small ribosomal subunit protein eS12-like. Gene Ontology annotation, cellular component: ribosome; cytosolic small ribosomal subunit. Gene Ontology annotation, biological process: translation. Gene Ontology annotation, molecular function: structural constituent of ribosome. The record is from RefSeq and is a predicted model, not a curated record. The coding region runs from base 1 to 258 and encodes 85 amino acids. The transcript has 2 exons. NCBI's taxonomy places the organism in Eukaryota, Metazoa, Chordata, Mammalia, Artiodactyla, Delphinidae.
AUGGCUGAGGAAGGCUUUGCUGCUGGAGGUUUAAUGGACGUUAAUACUGCUCUGCAAGAGGUGCUGAAGACCGCCCUCAUCCAGGACAGCCUAGCACAUGGAAUUCGCGAAGCUGCCAAAGCCUUAGACAAGCGCCAAGCCCAUCUCUGCGUGCUUGCUUCCAACUGUGAGGAGCCUAUCUGUGUGGUGGUUAAGGACUAUGGCAAAGAGUCUCAGGCCAAGGAUGUCAUCGAGGAGUACUUCAAACGCAAGAAAUGA